GGGGAAAUAAGGCUGGUUUGUCAAUUUCUUGACAGGGUUUCCUCAUCCUCCUUGCAUGCAUUCCUUCCUUGUUUCCUUGACGUUUUUUUAAGAGGGAGAGGGACAAAUGUGCGUCGACGGUUUAAGCCAAUCCUGAACGGACUAAUGUCACGAGUGACCAAUGAAUGUAGGGACCGGUAAUAUUUGAACAACAAGCCUCUGUUGGGAGCAGAAAUAGACAUAUAACAAUCAAAGCAACAUGGAUUCCGUUAGCGCAGAACAUACGAAAAUGUACUUUUAUGAAAGUAGAUUACAAACAUAUUCAGGGUGGCCAUUUGAGGAGGAUUGCAUCUGCACUCCCGAAAAUAUGGCUAAAGCUGGCUUCAUUCACACGCCCACCGAGAAUAGCCCGGACGUCGCGCAAUGUUUUUUUUGCUACAAAGAACUAGAAGGAUGGGAGCCUGAAGAUGACCCAGUCAAGGAACACAAAUCACAUUCCCCAGCCUGUAAUUUCAUCUUGCUGAAGAAGUCAGUGAACGAGCUCUCAGUAGAAGAACUACUGAAGUUGCAGAAGGAACGACAGAAAUUUCUCAUUAAAAAGACCUGCAAUCAAGUUAUUGAAAAAUUUGAAGAGGCUGCAAAAAAAAGGAGAGGGGACAUUGUCAAAAAGGCAAUGGAUGGAUGAGUGGGAUGUUUUCCUUUGGUUCGGAAGUUAAUUAUGUGUUUGUGUAAUGUUUCCUCUGUCAUUUUAUUGUUACAAUAUUUAUAUUGUAUUGUUUUUUUUUUAUACACAAUAUUUAGAUAGGCAGUAUCAGUUUUGGGGACUGACUAAUACAGGAGCACUUGGGACCCAGCAUCGUGUAGGUAUCAGACAGUAAUUCCUUGUCUUUAACGGGGGGGAAAACGCUAAAUCUACGCUAAUAAACUGCUUUCUUACUGUG
Clupea harengus (Atlantic herring) is the source of this 920-nucleotide messenger RNA. RefSeq names its product baculoviral IAP repeat-containing protein 5.2-A-like. The record is from RefSeq and is a predicted model, not a curated record. NCBI's taxonomy places the organism in Eukaryota, Metazoa, Chordata, Actinopteri, Clupeiformes, Clupeidae.